AUGUUCUCCAAGGCUAAGGGGAUCCUCGAGAAGAGCUCAUCCAUCCGCGAUGAAGUCAGCCAGGGCAAUUACAAUGACGCGAAAGACAUCGUGACUAAAGGGCAAAACACCCAAGAAUCGACCAGCCAGGGAGGGAAAGCGAAUGAGAACCUUGAUAAAGGCUCAUCCGCCCGCGAUGAAGCCAGCAAAGGCAAUUUCGAUGGCGCCAAGGAAGUUGUCCAAGGCCAGCCCGCUAAAGAAUCGACUGGCCAAGGAGUUGCCGGGGGAGUUGCCGGAGGGGCUGCUGUCGGGGGAGUCGCCGGAGGAGCAUCUAGUAGUGUUGCUGGAAUGAACAAAGGCGACCUCAACAAGGAGAAUGUUCAGGAGACUGGAAAGAAAAUCAACAGAGGUAUUGGCCAAGACAACACCGGCACCUCUACUGAUGAAACGAAGGUGGAGCAACGAGAUAUGGGCAGCCAGAAGCCACAAGCCACCCAGAAGCCACAAGCCACCCAGAAGCCACAAGCCAGUCAGAAACAGCAAGACAGCACUAAAGCGAAUCAAGACACUGGCUCUACACAGUAUGACCGCAAAGGCAGCGUCUUAGCUGGAGAGCUUGAGCCCAAUUACGACAUCCGGAGGGGCCCCAUCACCAUGCCGGGAACUUUCCAAGAAAAGAACUACCACAAUUCGACCGGCACAGAAACUCUUGUUCAGAGAGGGACCAGCAGCAAAGGAAUACCCAGCCAAGCAACCGACAAUGAACCUCAGGUUGCCUUCGCGGGGGUAGGAAGCGGCGACACGGCCAGCUCAAACCAAGGAAAUGCUGGAAAAGCCGUCACUGGAGGAGAUUAUAGCGAGGAAGCUCUUGAAAAAGAGAUCCACGACUAUGAGAACAUCAGUCCGGAGGUCUUCAGCGAGGGGGCCACCGGCAAGGACCUCUCCAAGAAAUCUGCCGGUCAAGACGUUGGAAAAUACCAUAUCGACAGAAAGCAACUUGACAAGCAGGGCUCUCAGCCUUCCCAGAAAGCCGGGGCAGGUGAAGCUGCUGCCGCCGCUGCCGCCGCUGCCGGCUAUGGUACGAGUAAAGGAGCCACCAGCCAGACCCCUACCACCAGAAAGCGGAGCAAGGCACAUUCCGUCUCUGGGAACGACGCAGCCAGGGCCCAAGAUCUUACUUUCACAAGAUCAAAUGAUCAGGUUGCUUCCACCGCAGGAGAACAUGGCCAUGGUGGAAGUGGACAAGGAUUGACCGCCUCAAACCAGGCGAACAGGGGAGGUGUUUCUUAUGCCCGUGUGGUGUCCGAUCGAGGCUUCACUCCUAAGACCCCGACAAGCACAGGGUAUUCUACCACCAGUGGAUCCAACCAAACAAGUGGCCUACGUUCUACCACCACGGGCCAGACAAACAGCGCUCUGUUCAAUAACGGCGCCACUGGAUCAAACCAAACAGGCAUCGCCGGCGGAGGUAUUCUGGGACUUCAACAAGACAAUAGCUAUGGCCUAUCCGGCAAUGACAACAGCGGAGUCAACCAAGGCAUUGUUGGUGGAGCAGGAACUCGCCAGGGUGGUGUCUAUGGUACCUCUAGCACUGACGGCUUCAACAAUGGAACCACCCAAGCUAGCUCCGGUACCAAGAGUAGCACCGGAAAUGAAAUGACCUCGAAGCGCAUUGCCAGACAGCUGAGUGGCAGUGGCUACAAGGUCACUCUCCUCCAGGAGAAGGUUCAGGCCGUGUCCCAGAAGUGCAAGACUCAGCUGGGCCUGUCUGCCAGUCAGAUCAGCAAGCGCAGCCCUAACGUUGAUGCUUUCUUUGAUGCUGUUGCAUCUGAACGUCUCCGCUGGAUGCCCCAUGAUGGUAGCAGACUUGACUGCAGCCUCAGAUGGGCGUCUAGACUGGCAUAUGCUGUCGACGCUCUUCGGGAGUCCGUUGGAGUCUUCGCGCCUGCUGCCAAUGAGGCGGCAACGCUCAUCUGGGGAUUCUCCAUCCUCCUCUUGGAGUCUGACAUGGACAACACAGAUGUCUUUGAGAGUGUCUUUGGCCGAUAUGGCCGGGUCGCCGUCGGUAUCUACUUGCUUCUGCAGUACGAGACCGCGUACAAAUCCUCUCCUGAACUCCAGCCAUAUGUUGCCGCGGUCUUCGCAGAUUUGCUUGAGAUGGUCAGCAGCACGGCCAUGAGCUGUGUUGAGGGAUUCAAGAGCAAAGAGUCCGAUCAAAUUAUCGGACGCAAUGUUGAUGCCGCUUUUGUCACUUACGCCAAGCGCUUUUCUACCCACUGGAAUUGUGUUGUCGAUGCUCACACUGCGAAGCUCGUUCAGGACAGCGCCCUGAUUUACUCCUCACCUGAGCUGGGUAGCUUGCGUCAAUUCCUGGGAGUGCAGGACCGCCCUCUCCAGUUUAUCCUCGACUCUCGCGCCCAUUCGCUUGCUGAGGGGUCGUUUGAGUGGUUCAACAACACGCUAUACGAUUUCAGUCUCGCGAGCUCCCCCAUGAUGCUGAUUUCUGGUGGCCCUGGCUCGGGAAAGAGUGCACUAGCUCAAUGGACAGUCGAAAGACUACAGGAGUCGUCUGAACACGAUAGCUGGAAUGUUAUCCCGUACACCAUCCGUGCUGAUAUUCCUGUCGCUACUUUGCCUCUCCGUAUUUUGAAGGGCGUCCUUCACCAAAUGUUGGACCACUCUGUCAGUGACAAGCAGACCCAGGAGGCUAUCCUGGUUGAAGUCGCCAGUGCCGCCCAAGGAGCGAUCGACGGUGCUGGAGAUGACGAAGUUGAAGCAAGCCUUUGGAGAGGUGUUCGUGCUGGUCUUGCUACGAACAUCCAGUACAUGUUUGUGGUUGACGGCAUCGACCAGAUCAGGGGCGGCCAUACCAAUGCCAUUGCCUGCCUCAAUCGCUUCGCGGAGAUUCUCUCCGAGCAGAAUGCUGGAUCUAAGAUGAUCGCUUUCACCCGGCCCCUGAGCUUGAAGACCAGCUCCAAGGGCGUUCAGCAGUUUACCCUGCAGACCUCACAGACAAAGACAGACCUUGUGGCGUAUGUCAACAAGAUGCUUGCAUCUACCGCCAACUUUGACACCCACAAGGGCAACCAGCUUCAAGCCGCUGUGUCUGCCAUUGUGGCCCGCUCUCAGGGCUCUUUCAGUUGGGCUGAAAUGGCAGUUGCACAUGCUAAACAGCAAAAGACCUUGAGUCAGGCUGUUGCGUCCAUUCAGGCUUUGCCCCAGUCGAUGUCAGAACUUAUCGACUUCCACUUCGAUACCCUCGACUUUAGCCAGCAGGGUACUGUCAAUAUUGUUUCCUGGCUCGCAGCAGCAGAGAGACCACUACUGGUCGAAGAGAUUGAGCAUUUGCUGAAUGUGGACACAAAGGGCCCCAGCUACUCAUCCAAUAAACCCAGUAGUAGCUACGACGCCUUGAAUGCUCUGAGCCCGCUGAUCAUGACCCGUGAUGGCGUGGUCUCUUUCGCUCAUACCUGCAUUCGCGACCACAUCAUCAACCAGGCCAAAUCAUCCGGUGGACAGUCUCAGCUCAGCCUCAAGGAUGCACACUACGACUUGCUCACCAGGUGUCUUUCCUGCGUGCAGUUAGGUGUGCGUGAGGAGGUUGAUGUUUCGAUGGACAAGCUAGGCAUCGAGGAGCGCAACCACCUGUUCGACAAGUAUGUUGCCUUGGAAUACACCGCACGCUACUGGUUGUCACACCUUCUCUCUUCGCCCCUGGUCAACGAUGACGAAGAGUUCCAAUUCAAUUCAAGCUUCAAGAAGCUCAUGCCUGCCACCGUUCUUUUCGCGCGCCUCGAAUUGACUUGCCGUGAGUCCCAGUUCACUCGGUCUAGUGUCGUGGAGCUCUACAGACUUGCGAGUGAUAUUCGCCGAUUGGUCCUUGGUGAGAAGUCCAUCGCUCUGCUAGAAAGCUUGGUACUCAGCGCACGCGUGUCCAAGUUGGCUCAUGCUAGCCACGCUGAUGAGACCUGCUACGAGGCGUGGAAGCUCAGCCAGGAGCUUCUCGGCCAGUCGCACCAGAUUACCCUCACAUGCUCCGAGAUGAUGAUACAGUCAUUCUCCGAUCGAGGCACGAUCACCUCUCAGCAGGAAGACAUCAUGAAGUACUUGAUCUUGACCGACUCCGAGAUCACCGGGGUGGAAUUCAACCAACGCCUCAAGUACCUUGGAAUGAUCGUCAGCAUGUACAAGUCUCGCAACGACAAUCAAUCCGCGUUGUUCAUCUCGAAGCACUUCUACCAGCAGAUUCUUCAGAAAUACGGUACCAACUCGCGCCAGUCAUCCGAUACUGCCGACUUCUUGACCAGUCACUUCUCGACAACUGGAAGCGACGAGAUGAGCCGCGAUAUUGCCAGAACCAAGUAUGACAAUAUGGUGCGCACCAUGGAGGUCACCGACGACCGCCGAAUCGCCUACACUCUGCACAUGGCUAAGUUGUACGAGGAUCAGGGUGAUUUGGCUCAUGCCCAGGCUGUCCUUUCAAGCCUGUGGGCUGGUCUCAACUCGCGCGAUAUUGACUCGGUUGAUAUGAUGGACAAGAAGUCCAAUGUCGCCCUUGUGUAUUACCAGUUCCUCCGCCGUCAGGGCCGAAGUGAUGAAUCUGAGGUCAUCAUCCGUGAACUAGUUGCAGAUCUUGAGGUCACUGGUAUUCACUCCGAGGAAAUGAUGCAGCGCGUACACCUUCUCCGCGCCGAGACUCGGGAGAUGCUUAUGUACAAUCUCGAUCGCUCCUUGUCAAUUCUCAUGUGGCGCUACUACAAGGAGACUCACCAAGAGUACUCGGAGGAGUCAACCGCUCUAGCGCUCUCAAUUGCCCAGAGCAUGGCAAAUGCAGUCUCUAUUCAGGAUGCAUCCUCUCUGUCUUCUCGGGACCGCAAGCUGCUGAUCGAGCUGCUGGAUGUUAUCUCGGCCAGUCCUGAUAACAUGACUGUCACCACCCUGGUCUUGUGCCACAACCUUGCCAGUAUUUACGUGCGUGAGGCAGAGUGGAUCCAAGCCAGCGAAUGCUCGAUGGCGGUUCUGCAGCAUAUCUGGCCCACCGUCGAACAGGCUAAAUCUCACCAGAAGUUCUCGCACGAGCUGGCACCUCCCGCGGCAGACCUGGCUUUGGUGUUGGCUUAUUGUCACUUCCGCAGGCUGCAUCUGGAACAGGCUACAACUGUUUAUGAGAACGCCUUUGGUUCUUUGGUCGCCUCCGACAAAGCCCCUGUGCCGUCGGUGCUUGCCGUUGCCAAGGCUGUUGUCGAGUUCCACGAGACUACCUACCAGUUCACCAAGGCGUUGAAUUUGCUCCAUACCAUGAGCAACUUCUUGGCCGGUCGUCUCGGAGAGACCCACGAGCACACCAUCGAGAACAUGUAUCUUGAGGCUGCUUUGGCAACUCGUCUGGAGAUGAACACUGAGGCUAAGAGCAUCUACCAGCGUAUCUUCAAGGCUACUUCCCGCACGAACGCAAUUGCCCCAGAGGGCAUGGACGCUGCAAUUUCCCUCAUCAAGCUCUACGAGAAGGAGGGACAGUGGGAUUCUGCUUUGAAUGUUUACCGGUAUCUCUGGCCGACCCUGGUUGUUGAAGACAACAAGGUGGAGGCCUAUGAUCAUGAUCUGGUGGACAAGAUGCUGGAGAAGACUUACCUGGGCUACAUGGCUAUUCUCACUACUCACAAGAGCUCUGACUUCUCCGAGCGGUACCGGGUUGCGUCUGAGUAUGUCAUGACCUGUCGCCACGUGCACGGCGCAACAAGUGAGAAGACGCUCAAUGCUACCUUGCUCUUUGCCGAGCUGUGUGAGUCCAGCGAUGCACACGUUGACCAGGCCAUCUCGCUGUACAAGUUGCCUCUGGAAACCAGCGAUUGGGUGGCUCCUUCUCAGUCCUCGAAGGGUCUCGACCAGAUGACUACACCGCUGCCUAUCACCCUCAAACACAAGUUGGCACAGCUGUUCGUGCGCAAGCAUGAUUCGACUGUUGAAGCCCGUUCUCUCUAUACCGAAGAGUUCCAGCUGGCCAAGAAAAACCAGGGCUACUUCUCCACCACGACUCUCUCGUGGCUCCGUGAACUUGCCCUCGCCCAUUCGCGACAGGGAACCUCUUCUUCUGUUCAGCAGGGCAAUGCCAUUAUCCACGCCUAUUCCACCGAUGUUUUACAUGCCGACGGUGACACUGAUACAAUGGCUGACUGGGCCCGUCGGAUCGCAAGUAUCUACCUCGAGUGCGAUUUCAUCGAGGGUGGCAACAACCUCCUCGACGAACUCCGCCAACGCGUGGUUUACAACUCCGAAGCUUCCUCCGUGGAUCUUCGGGAUCGUCACGAUGCCGUGUUCGUCGCUGCCUUCGAGGAAGUCUUCGGCAGACGAGCGAGCUACGACCAGAUCAUGAGCGAGAUGAGUCGUGAGAUGAGGAAUUCUCGGGCCUUCUCCAAGAGCCUCUCUGGUCACGACUUCGUUCCCACUCUGAUCGCUGGUCACCAGCUAUACAAUCUCCAGAUUAACCAGAAGCGAGUUCGCCCUGCCAACGACACCAAAGACAAGCUGUAUGAGUACUUCUGCUCCAACCUGUCCGCCACCAAGGUCGCCGACAAGGAAGUCGUGCAGCAGUUCUACCAGAUCUGUCUGCGUGAGGUCCACGGAGAAAACUACAACAUGAACAUCUUCACAACGACCACCAACCUCGUCCGUGACUUGUGCAACUCCACCCGCUUCCAGGAAGCUACCAUCCUAACAGGCGUUUUGCACUCCUUCCUGCAUCUGACCGACGGUCUGAACAGCCAGGAGAGCAUCAAUACCGCCACCCGGCUCUGUCUGUACCUGAGCGGCCACAAAGCAACCAAGUGCACCGACGAAAAGACCUACAAAGACAUGUCCAUCAAGUCCAAGCUUCUCCUGGAAGACGUCAUGACAACCUCGAAGUCCAUGGGUAUCGAGAUGGUCGACCUACCCUUCAACCACCUCAACGACGUCAUCACCCUUCUGGGCCAGUACGAGAUGUUCGACAAUCUCGAAGAAAUCCUCACCCAACUCUGGACCUCCCGAAUUGUCCAGCGCACCUGGACACCAGACGUAGUCGUCUGGAUCGGCCGACGACUAGUGGAAACCCGCUUCUGCCGCGGCGAUGUCGACUCCGCCAUCCAGCUCUGCCGCGCCAUCUGCUACAACCUGCGCCAGGUAUGGGGCAGCUGUGACCCAGUCACACUGGACAUGACCAAGCUUCUCUCGGCGCUGUUCACAGCAUCUGAGAACCACCAGUCCGCGGCGACUCUGCACGAAGGAGUGCUGUACGAUCUGCUCGGUGACUCCGGGGCGCAGGGCCAUGCCAAUGCGGCUGAUACCGCGUUGCAGCAUAUGGAGCUGCUGCGUCGUUCCCAGGCUCGUUUGGGAUCGGGUCAGACUUCGCGUCGGGCUUCGGCGCAUGCGGAGCUGUUCCAGUCGGUUGCGGAUCGCUUUGGUGUGCAGUCUGAGCAGAUUAAGAAUGUUGGAGAGGCUAAUGGCGGUGAUCAAUUUGGUGUUUGGUCUAAGCCUAGACGGUUUAGUAUUGAUGUUGAGGAUAUGGAGGAGGAAGGUCAGAUGCACCGCAAUCAUCUACGUGAGAGUAGUGGUGCUGGGUUGGGUGGUGGCGGUACCCAGAGACGCAUCUCGGUGCAGGCUCUCUAA
Penicillium verrucosum is the source of this 7623-nucleotide messenger RNA. RefSeq lists its product as uncharacterized. Bases 1 to 7623 code for a protein of 2540 amino acids. The record is from RefSeq and is a predicted model, not a curated record. Gene Ontology annotation, molecular function: protein binding. The transcript is spliced from 3 exons. NCBI's taxonomy places the organism in Eukaryota, Fungi, Ascomycota, Eurotiomycetes, Eurotiales, Aspergillaceae.